AUGGCCACCAACCCAACAAACAUGGCCCUCUUCCCACCUACCACCGAUGCCGGCAACAAUGGCAUCUUGCAGAACAUCGUUUGGCAGGGCCGCAACGUGCCAGCUUACGGUACCAUCGACCAAGCCACGGGACAAUUCUUGGUCCACCACAUUCCAGCAGACACCGACUUCGAGCUGUGCGAGCCAGACGGGGUUAUCAUCGGCACGGUCGACUCGGUGAAGAAUGACAGACUGCUCCAAUUGCUGUCAAAGGAUCCAGACACCCAGUUCGGCAUCGUCGCCAAGAUAGCCGCCGCACAUGGCAAUGGAGUGCUAUCACAAGCUAGCCUUGCGGCUCGUGUCGGACAAGCAUUUAUAUGGAUGAAGGAUCAGCUUGGUCUGCCGGAUGUGGCGCACGUCAGGGUGAUGUUUAACAUCGCGCGUAGGAAGAAUGGCUGCAACCCGGCGGGAGGUCUAGCGACUCGGAUAACCUGGGUCAACGAGGGUCUGAAUGAUUGA
This is a messenger RNA of Cercospora beticola, 498 nucleotides long. RefSeq lists its product as uncharacterized. The record is from RefSeq and is a predicted model, not a curated record. NCBI's taxonomy places the organism in Eukaryota, Fungi, Ascomycota, Dothideomycetes, Mycosphaerellales, Mycosphaerellaceae.